GGUGCUCUGUGUCCCUCGGACACAGCGGAUCACCGAUCACGGAAAGAGCCGAAGAUGUCGGCUUGGUCAUGUGAUCAGCUGUAUCCAAUCACAGCUGAUCACAUCGGAGGGGACAUGUACACUGAUCAUCAGGGCACUGAUGAUCAGUGUGGCCCCAGAAGUGCCACCUGUCAGUGUCCAUCAGUGCCAGCUGUCAGUGCUGAACAGUGCCACGUGCCAGUGCCCAUCAGUGCCACAUCAAUGCCACAUAUCAGUACCUACCAGUGCACAUCAAUGCCACAUAUCAGUGCCCAUCUGAGCUGCCCUUCAGUGUCACCCAUCAGUGCCAGUCAGUGCCACCUAUCAGUGCCAGCCAGUGCCGCCUAUCAGUGCCAGUCAGUGCCGCCUAUCAGUGCGCGUCAGUGCCACCUAACCCUGCUAGUCAGUGCCACCUAACAGUGCCAGUCAGUGCAACCUAACAGUGCCAGUCAGUGCCGCCUAUCAGUGCCAUAUAUCAGUG
This is a messenger RNA of Staurois parvus, 499 nucleotides long. The record is from the annotation of a GenBank genome assembly. Lineage: Eukaryota; Metazoa; Chordata; Amphibia; Anura; Ranidae.